This is a messenger RNA of Octopus bimaculoides (California two-spot octopus), 2433 nucleotides long. RefSeq names its product ceramide transfer protein. NCBI's taxonomy places the organism in Eukaryota, Metazoa, Mollusca, Cephalopoda, Octopoda, Octopodidae. Gene Ontology annotation, molecular function: lipid binding. Gene Ontology annotation, biological process: ER to Golgi ceramide transport. The record is from RefSeq and is a predicted model, not a curated record.
GACACUUGGUGGCGUUGUCUACCAGUUACGUCAUGUGCACGUUUAAGAUGGCGCUAACAUAGUGACGUCUGUUUGUACUCGAGGAGCGCUUCUCUUCGCUAUUUUUUUCUCUAAGUUAAACCAGAUUCAUUGGUAGUGCACCAUUACUUUGUAUAUAUGAGUAAACUCACCCGGCAAAAAUACUUAUUCAUUUAGCUGGGAAAUUUUUGUUUCCAAAAUGUCGGAGGAGAGAGACGUGCUUAGUAUCACAGACGAUGAGGAAAACGAUGAAUUUGAAGAUGAAGGCCACUUGCCAGAGAAACACGGCACUCUAAGUAAAUGGACUAACUAUCUUCAUGGUUGGCAGGAUCGGUACGUUGUGCUUAAGGAUGGUACUUUCAGUUAUUUCAAAUCCGCCUCCGAAACAGCUUAUGGAUGUAGGGGCGCUGUCAGUUUAAACAGAGCCUGUGUGACGCCGCAUCCAUUUGAUGAAUGUCGUUUUGACGUCAGCGUCAAUGAUAAUGUAUGGUAUCUUCGUGCCAAAGAUGUUGAAGAAAGGAAAUUGUGGGUUGGUUCUAUAGAAUUACACAAGGAACAUGUGACAAACAGUCCGGAUUUAGCAUCCGGUAUCCAGCCAUAUAUCCAUGCUGAAUCUGGCUAUGGAAGUGAGAAUAGCUUAAAAAGACAUGGUUCUCUGCUCUCUCUAACGUCAGGUACAAGUUUAUCAACAGCAUCAGCCUCCUCUUUCAAGCGUGGUAGAGGUCUUCGAGAAAAAUUGGCUGAAAUGGAAACAUUUCGAGAUAUUCUUUGCCGCCAGGUGGAUACAUUACAGAGUUAUUUUGAUAGCUGUGCUUCUGCAGUGGCUGAAGGAACUGUACAUGAUUUGACUGAACAUGAUGACGACAUCGAUGAUAUCGAUGAUUAUGAUACACCAACAUCGGGUUCAUCACAUCCCUCAAAGAUAGGUGGUCUAAAAGGACGGGAUCUCGCCUUCAACCAACAGCGACUGUUUGCUUCCACGCUGAUAAUGUCUUCCAUUCUGCAGCAACAUGGUGGCCAUGCUCCUGAUUUCAAAGGUGAAGCCUACACAUUUAAGGCAACUACAGCUGGAAUUAUUGCAACUCUUUCUCAUUGUAUAGAAAUAAUGUCCCAGAGGGAAGAUGCUUGGCGUAAACGCAUGGAAAGGGAAGUGGAGAAACGAAAGAAAGUUGAAGAAUCCUACAAAUCUGUUUUACUGGAUCGACAAAAGCCAAUAGUAUUUGGUGGACCAGAUUAUGAAGAAGGGCCACAUUGUGCAAUUAAUGAAGAUGAGUUUUUUGAUGCUGUUGAUGCUGCUCUUGACAAAUUGGAAAAAGAAGAAGAAAGAAAACUUAACCCUGUUGGUAAACCAAUGCCCCCUCCUGCUAUCUCUCUAUCACCUAAUCACAGCUUGUAUAAUGAGAUUAAUCAAGUUACGGGUGAACACUUGAAUUAUUUAGAAGAAAAAAAUGCUGCAGGUGAAGAAGAUAACUGGAUUCUUAUUCAUGAAGAAGGAGAGAUGAAAGUUUUAAAACGAGAACUAGAAGAGGAUGGGCUUGUCAUUGAUCCUCUGAAAGCUGUCCAUACAGUUAAGGGAAUCACUGGUCAUGAGAUUUGUCAUUAUUUCUGGGACUUGAAUGUACGAAUGGAUUGGGAAGGCACUCUUGAAAGCACUCGGUGUAUAGAAUGGUUGUCUGAAGAUACCUUUAUUAGUCACAAUGUCAUAAAACGUGUAUGGCCUGCAUCACAAAGAGAUGCCCUUUUCUGGUCCCAUAUUCGGCAUGUUAUUAGUGAUGAUGAAGAAAAACCAGAUCUCUGGAUAGUUGUCAAUUAUUCCACAGACCAUCCCAGUGUGCCACCUGGUAAAUAUGUUCGUGUAAAAAUGAAUGUGUCAAUGGCCUGUCAAACAUUAAUUGAACCGCCAAAUGAUAGUGAGAUCACUCGGGACAAUAUAACGUGCAAAAUCACAUAUACUGCCAAUGUUAACCCUGGAGGAUGGGCCCCAGCAUCUGUGUUGAGAGCUGUCUACAAACGAGAAUACCCUAAGUUUUUGAAACGCUUUACCUCAUAUGUGAAAGAAGUCACUGCCAACAAACCUAUUCUGCUUUAAUGAUAAAACUCCUGUAAGUGAAGCCUGAGUUGUCUGUCUGUGUAUCUGCCAACUCUCAGAGAUAUGGCACCCUAAGAAAAGGAAACAGCAUCCAUUUAAAUAGUACUGCUGUCUUGUUGGUGAAUCAUCUUUUGUUGUAGGACACUGCUACAACUUCUCUAUCUCCAAGAUAUUACAUUCUUGGUUCAUUUUGCUAGUUCUUGCAAGUUCUAUCUCACCAGCUUUAAACCACAUUGGUUGUUUCACUAAGUCAGUUUCAACAACAUUUAUGUGUGAUAUUCUCUUUUUUCCUCAAUCAUCAGAAAUAAAUUGGCUUUGAAGUUGCA